Molecule: messenger RNA, 417 nt
Organism: Microdochium trichocladiopsis
Lineage: Eukaryota; Fungi; Ascomycota; Sordariomycetes; Xylariales; Microdochiaceae
Product: endoribonuclease L-PSP
Exons: 1
Coding region: 22-417 (131 amino acids)
Source: RefSeq, a predicted model, not a curated record
GCCACACACUCGACGCCCAAUAUGUCCAAUGCCCAAUUCUCCAACUACCCCGGCACGGAGUGCAUCCCCCGUGACUACCACUUCUCGCAGGUCGUCCGCAUCGGCAACACGCUGCGCACCUCGGGGCAGGGCGGCUGGGACGCCAACAGCAGCAUCGCCCCCAGCCGCAAGGCGCAGAUCGAUCUGGCCCUGCAGAUUGUCCUCGCCGCCCUGCGCGCCGCCGAGCCGCCCGCCACCUACAAGAAUGUGGUGUCGGUGCGCAACUACCACACCGACCUCGGAAGGACCUUUAUGAUGAUGCCCGCCGACUUCAAGGAGCUCGGCGCUGACCACCGGCCGAUGUGGACGUGUGUGGAGGUCAAGAGACUCGCCCUGGACGAAAUGGCGAUCGAGAUUGAGGUCGAGGCUCUUGUGUGA